UAAUAGGAACAACUCGUACCAUAUAACCACAGUGUUAUCAUGUUUGGUAAAUGGAGUCUCCACAAUGCAACGGGAUAAGGCAAAGAAACGGAAGCCACGACUAGCCAACCCCUGGUGGGAAUCCUUCGGUUUCUCUUUACUAGAAACCUUGACCAACAGAGACGACGGCUCCAUAUACGGAGCCGUUUACGAGUUCAACCGUUACCAGAAGACCCCUCAUCUGGGAAAACCUCCGCGUUACGUGAUUGCGUUUCGCGGCACGAUGCUAUGUUCAGAAACUAUGAAGUCAGAUAUGAAGCAAAACCUUCGAUGUCUUCUCAACACGCUUAAUCAGGGAAGAAGGUUUGAUAAUGCCAUAAAAGCAAUAAAAAAUGUGCUGGGCUAUCACAACGUCGAGACAGAAUCUGUCUGGCUCGCUGGACACUCUCUGGGAGCAGGUAUAGCCUUGUUGGCCGGGAAGGCCAUGGCGAGAUCUGGAUACCUCCUCCAGACUUAUGCAUUUAACCCGCCCAACUUGGGUCUUCUUUUAGAGUACCUAUUUGAUAACGAGAUUUUUAAAGGCGGGGUUCGGAUCUUCGGGAGUUUCGCCAAAACCGCCGUAGCCUCGCUCUGUGAUCUCAAGAUUCAAGAAGACGAUCUAAGAACAAGCUCAUGGACACCUCACUUAUAUGUGAACAAAUCAGAUCCAUUAUGUACAGAAUUUAUUGGUGAUUUCAAACAUAAAAACUACAUGCCUACGAUCGGAGCAAGCAAAGUUGAGAGUGACGGUGCUAGAAUCUCAUUUAGGAGUCUAACUUUCAGAAGACGAACACCGUCAUCACCGUCAGAUUUUCCAGGGGAACCUAUUCAACUUCUUUCAUCAGCCGACAUGACGGUAAACAUGAACGUAAUGGAUGGUUUUAGGGCAGCUCAUGGGCUUAAGCAAUGGUGGGAGCAAGACCCAGCCCUUCGGAAAAAUUGGAAAACUCACAGGAUUAGGCCAUCUAUCUAGUACCAUAUAUUGGUUUUUGUCAAAUGCAUUUUCUAUCUGCUUCACAUGAUCCUCGCGUUUGGGAGCUUUUAUCCACCCCUACUUUUUCUUUUACCUGGCUGGCUUCUUUUCUUGUUCUG
This is a messenger RNA of Raphanus sativus (radish), 1110 nucleotides long. RefSeq names its product GDSL esterase/lipase At4g10955. The transcript is spliced from 2 exons. NCBI's taxonomy places the organism in Eukaryota, Viridiplantae, Streptophyta, Magnoliopsida, Brassicales, Brassicaceae. The coding region runs from base 65 to 991 and encodes 308 amino acids. The record is from RefSeq and is a predicted model, not a curated record. Gene Ontology annotation, biological process: lipid metabolic process.